Messenger RNA from Nezara viridula (southern green stink bug), 1653 nucleotides. NCBI's taxonomy places the organism in Eukaryota, Metazoa, Arthropoda, Insecta, Hemiptera, Pentatomidae. The record is from the annotation of a GenBank genome assembly.
CUCGAACUUCACCGGUUCACGGUCGUUCAGUUGAAUAGAUGAAUUUUAUUAUUUGUUAUUGAUUGUUUGUUGAAAUUAUGAUCGCCUGAAAGUUUAAUUUAGUCUUUUUAUCAUUUGCAGAAGAUUAUGGACGAAUAAUACGUUUUGAUGCUUCCUAAUAUUGAUAUGUAUAAUUUUGAAUGACUUAUCAAAGUUUUAAGUACUUUUCUGUAGAUUUUCUAUGUUCGUAGGCUUAUCAGAAAUUGAGAAGACUUAUAACUAUUGUCCAUAAUUAUAACCAACUUUCAAUAAAUAUAAUUUUUAUGAAGUUUUAUUCUGUCAAAUUAUAGUUAUUUUACUUUCAAAUAUUGCUUCAUAUAAGGAGUCUGAAUUACCAUAAUAGACUUACCAAUAAAUACUUAUGCAAUACUGUGAAUAUAAAAGUAUCUUCCUUUAAAAGUUCAACUUGUUAGGAAACCUGAAGGUCAUUCAGAUCAAUAGACCUUUUGACUAUCAUUCUCUUUAAGUUGUUCUUCCUGUAGUUAUCGAGUUUUACUCUUCCAAAUUUAAAAUGAAUGAUAAACAGAGUCCUAUUAAAUAUUUUAUAUCAGGUGGUUUUGGUGGGAUAUGUACUGUUUUAGCAGGACACCCAUUAGAUACAAUUAAAGUUAGACUUCAAACGAUGCCAACUGCUGUAUCAAAUCAGACUCCAUUGUAUGAAGGAACGUGGGAUUGUGCUAAAAAAACAAUUAAAUUAGAAGGUGUGAAAGGACUGUACAAAGGUAUGGGUGCACCACUGGCCGGAGUCGCUCCAAUUUUUGCUAUAAGUUUUCUCGGUUUUGGUGUAGGGAAAAAAUUGUUCAAUUGUGAUGAUAAUAAUCAAUCGUUAAGUAAGUUAUUUGUAGCUGGAGCUUUUUCAGGCAUAUUCACGACUGCUAUUAUGGCUCCGGGAGAACGAAUCAAAUGUCUACUCCAAAUCCAGCAUGGUCAGGAGAAACCAAAAUAUUCUGGUCCAGUUGAUGUCGUUAAAAAGUUAUACAAAGAAGGAGGUAUCAGGAGUAUUUACAAAGGGACUGUUGCAACUCUGUUGAGAGAUGUACCAGCAAGUGGUAUGUAUUUCAUGACUUAUGAGUGGUUGCAGAAUAAAUUACGUACGGUUGGAGGUGAAAGCACAGAGCUGGGACUUUUAAAGACGAUAUUUGCUGGCGGUAUGGCUGGUAUCAUGAAUUGGGUAGUGGGUAUGCCUGCAGAUGUGAUUAAAAGUAGGUUUCAAACUGCACCUGAGGGAACCUACAGAGGUAUUGGACAUGUAUUUUCAGUUCUCAUUAAAGAAGAAGGAGUCUUAGCACUUUAUAAAGGGGUGACUCCUGUCAUGCUUAGAGCUUUCCCUGCAAAUGCAGCCUGUUUCAUGGGAUUUGAAGCUAGCAUGAAAGCUCUUAACAUUGUGGCUCCAAGUUUGUAAUAAGUAUUAUAAGAUAUUAUGUGAUAUUUAUAUAAAUGCAUAGAUAUUUUUAUAAUUUUUGAAAUCAAGCUUACAAAUAUUUAUGAAGAAAUAUUUUAUGGAUCAUUGUAUUCUAACUGCUCAGUGCUGAUUUUUUAAUAUUUAAGAUCAGUAUUUUCUGUUUCUAUUUUUAAAUAUUAUUAAUUUUUAAUAAAAAUAAACGUGUUCGUCAG